Suillus subalutaceus is the source of this 2013-nucleotide messenger RNA. RefSeq lists its product as uncharacterized. The transcript is spliced from 12 exons. NCBI's taxonomy places the organism in Eukaryota, Fungi, Basidiomycota, Agaricomycetes, Boletales, Suillaceae. The annotation marks the transcript as partial. The record is from RefSeq and is a predicted model, not a curated record.
AUGGGUCCCUCUCGCACUCAUCGAAGCAAAUACAACUUCUCAGAAGAAACUCUGACAGGGCAGCUUUCAUGCCCGCAUUGUAGCAAGAAGUUCAAGACCCAAGGCUUCAAGAAGCACGAAGCAAGCUGCAAGAAGCAGAAGGACACCAAGGCGGAACGAGCAGAGUUUGCCCUUCAAUAUGCACGAGAUCAGAGGAGAGCUCGGCAGCAGGCUUACACUGACAUGGGCAUGAUAACGCCCAGCACUGGCCCAUCGCGAUCAGUCGCUGGGAUUCAGAACGCGCCCCCUGCGAUCAAAGAUCAUGGUCCUCUAGCAGAUAACCCAAACACUGGUGAUUUCGAAGCUUACGAUGGCAACUUCGAAGGUGCUGGUAGCCUAGCCAACAGCCAGCGAGGUUCUGUUGAACCGCAACCUGCAAUACCUCCUCCACAACCCAUUGAAUUCAAAAUGGUCUAUCAUCCUUCUGCUCGUCGUGAACUGCUCCUUCAAACAUUUGAGGAGUUUGGCGUCAAUACACGCCCUGAGGAAGAGCUUCCCGUAGAUGAAGAGCCCUGGCGUCCUUUCUGUUCCCGUGGUGACUUCGAGUUUGCGGAGAUCGCACUCAAUGCCGCCCUCAACAAGUCACACAUUGACGGGCUCCUUGCGCUUAUUGGCCGCAUAUCGAGAGGGGAGAGCCGAGUCACUUUUAAAAAUGACAUUGAGCUGCGCAAAGCUUGGGAACACGCAACGGCUCAGGUGACGCCGUUUGUAAAACACGACAUCACCGUUCCUUAUAAGAAAGAACAACGAGUAUAUGAGACCCACGCGCUGCCUCUGUGGGACUGGGCCCUUGAUUUGCUAGCUAAUCCGCUGCUUGCUCCGCAUUUUGUCUGGGACGCACAACAAGUUUUCAAGCAUAACGGCAGGGAGUUUGAACGCUUUUACAAUGAGCCGUGGACGGCAUCAACAAACCAGAGUCGCCUUCCAAAUGACAUUAAGGCUGCUCCGUUCUGCUUCAUCCUGUACGCGGACAAGACAAGACUGUCGUCCCAUGGUACAGUAAAGGGAUAUCCUGUCGUGUUGCAGGUAUCUGAAGAUGCAGACGAAGAAGGCAAGCCAGGGUUCGUAAACCUCAAGCGUGUCGUAUGGCACGAGGCAUUCUUAAAGCUGUUGGAACUGGUCGCGCAAUACUCAAAGUCUGGCUAUUCACAUACUUGCUAUGACAAGAUCGCGCGCUGGCUGUUUCCCAUUAUUCUGAUACUAUCUGCUGAUUAUGAAGAACAAUGCAUGAUGUCUCUCAUUCGCGGCCACCAUAGCAAAUGUCCCUGUCCGGUAUGUCUUGUACCACUCGAGGAACUUAGUGAGCUAUCAAAGACGUUUGCAUUUAGAUCAGUGGAAGAAGCAAUAGCCGCACUCAAUGUUUACAAGGUCAGCAAAGCUCGAGGCGAGGAACUUCUCAAGGCAUUAGGAUUGCGCGCUGUCACGAAUGUUUUCUGGCUCAUUUCCCACUCUGAUCCUCAUCAAGCCAUCAGUUUUGACCGCCUUCAUGCCCUCCAUCUUGGCAUGUGGAGGCACCUACUCGAGGAGUUGAAGAAAAUCCUCAAAGCACUUGGACGUGAUGAAGAGUCAAAGGUUGAGAAACAGGUUGCUAGUUUCCCUCGAUGGCGCAAUCUUAAUCAUUUCAGCACCAUCAUCCACAUUACCUUCAGUGAUGGUAACAAGAUGCAAGAUCUAUCCAAGCAAGUCUUUUAUUCUGCGGUAAAUGUCUUCAACCAGAGGACGAGCCCAGAAGGGUACAAACUUCUCCGCAUUAUUAGCAGCUAUCUGCAAUUGGACAGCUAUAUCGGUCUCGACGUGCAUACAUCAAGCACGCUGGCAGCAAUUGAUGCUGAACUACUCGUUUUUGAUAGCGCACUCAAGGACUACAUCGAAUGCGCUCUCAAUUCUCCCAUCGAGGGUCUUAAGCUUGACUGGGACUUUCCAAAGGCGCAUCUCUGGAAGCACGCAACUAGGGACAUCCAAAUGAAGGGUGUA